Jatropha curcas is the source of this 2030-nucleotide messenger RNA. Its product is annotated as hsp70-Hsp90 organizing protein 3. The record is from RefSeq and is a predicted model, not a curated record. Gene Ontology annotation, molecular function: Hsp90 protein binding. Lineage: Eukaryota; Viridiplantae; Streptophyta; Magnoliopsida; Malpighiales; Euphorbiaceae.
CUCUCGUCCUCGACUUUAUUUCCUAUAAUACCCCUCUCUUUCUCUUCCCCUAAUCCUUACUUUCUCCCCAAAUCACAAAUUCCAAAAUUCUCAAUUCCUUCGAAAAGCCUCCCUAAACACCUACUCUUUUGCGUUUCAUGGCCGACGAAGCCAAAGCCAAAGGCAACGCCGCAUUCUCAGCCGGCGACUUUACCGGCGCCGUCAAACACUUCACUCAAGCAAUCUCACUAGCCCCUUCUAAUCAUGUCCUCUAUUCUAACCGAUCUGCUGCUUAUGCCUCGCUGCACAACUACGCUGACGCGCUAGUCGAUGCAAAGAAAACCGUCGAGCUUAAGCCCGACUGGUCUAAAGGAUAUUCUCGCCUGGGCGCGGCUCACCUUGGAUUGCACCAAAUUCAGGACGCUAUCGCAGCGUAUAAGAAGGGGCUCGAGAUUGAUCCCAACAAUGAAGCGUUGAAGUCUGGCUUGGCUGAUGCUGAAGCGGCAGCUUCUAGGUCGCGAGCCGCGCCGCCGCCUAGUCCGUUUGGGGAUGCGUUCUCUGGACCUGAGAUGUGGGCGAAAUUAACGGCGGAUCCGUCAACGAGGAUGUAUUUGCAACAACCGGAUUUUGUUAAGAUGAUGCAGGAGAUUCAGAGAAACCCUAGCAAUUUGAAUCUGUACUUGAAAGAUCAGAGAGUGAUGCAAGCUUUGGGGGUUCUUUUGAACGUGAAAUUUAGAGCACCGAAUGCUGGAGACGAUAUGGAGGUGCCAGAGGCGGAGUCCCCUCCUUCCCAGUCGGAGAAAAACGCAGAGCCUGCGAAGGAGGAGAAGGCUCCUGAGCCUGAACCAGAGCCUAUGGAUGUUUCAGUAGAGGAGAAAGAAGCUAAGGAGAGGAAAGCUCAAGCAGUUAAAGAGAAAGAGUUGGGAAAUGCAGCUUAUAAGAAGAAGGAUUUCGAGACUGCAAUUGCACAUUACACUAAGGCAAUGGAGCUGGACGAUGAGGAUAUUUCAUAUUUGACAAAUCGUGCUGCUGUUUAUCUCGAGAUGGGCAAGUAUGAGGAAUGUAUAAAAGACUGUGACAAAGCUGUUGAGAGAGGAAGGGAACUCAGAUCAGACUUUAAGAUGAUAGCAAGAGCUUUGACAAGGAAGGGAACUGCCUUGGUAAAAAUGGCCAAGUGCUCAAAGGAUUAUGAUAUUGCUAUCGAGACAUUCCAGAAAGCUCUUACUGAGCAUCGCAACCCAGACACUUUGAAGAAACUAAAUGAUGCAGAGAGAGCAAAGAAAGAACUGGAGCAACAAGAAUACUUUGAUCCAAAAUUGGCUGAUGAGGAGCGUGAGAAAGGCAACGAGUAUUUCAAGCAACAAAAGUAUCCAGAGGCUGUGAAGCAUUACACAGAAGCUUUGAGAAGGAACCCGAAAGAUCCAAAGGUAUACAGUAAUAGAGCUGCAUGCUAUACUAAACUGGGAGCUUUACCCGAGGGAUUGAAGGAUGCAGAGAAAUGCAUUGAGCUUGAUCCAACUUUUUCAAAGGGUUAUACGAGAAAAGGGGCUGUUCAAUUUUUCAUGAAAGAGUAUGACAAGGCCCUGGAGACCUACCAGGAAGGGCUUAAACAUGAUCCUCAGAACCCAGAAUUGCUUGAUGGUGUCAGAAGAUGUGUUGAACAACUUAACAAGACUAGCCGUGGUGAUAUAAGCCCUGAAGAACUGAAAGAGAGACAGGCCAAGGCAAUGCAGGAUCCAGAAAUUCAGAAUAUCCUCUCAGAUCCUAUCAUGAGACAGGUCUUGGUUGACUUCCAAGAAAAUCCCAAGGCAGCUCAGGAACAUAUGAAGAAUCCCAUGGUCAUGAACAAGAUUCAGAAGCUUGUGAAUGCAGGAAUAGUUCAGAUCAGAUAAGAGUUGAAGCCAAAACAACCAAAUUCUAUGAUAAUGCAGUUUAAUCAUUUCACUGAAUUGUAAUCUCCAUUGUGGAUUGUUUCAUAAAAACUAAUUUAAGUUGGAAAAAUUUUGAGGCAUUUGCCUGUUUUUAGUUCACUACCAGACAUUUAUGCUUUC